Molecule: messenger RNA, 1134 nt
Organism: Funneliformis geosporum
Lineage: Eukaryota; Fungi; Glomeromycota; Glomeromycetes; Glomerales; Glomeraceae
Source: the annotation of a GenBank genome assembly
AUGAAUGAAAAUAAAGAUAUCAAAAUUCGUGAAGCAGUUCAAUUCUUGACAGAGGGCGAUAAAGCGACCAAAAAGAGUUGGUUCAAGAAACCUGAAUGGGACGUUGCCGGGCAAAAUUACGACAAAGCUGCUUCGUGUUUCAAGGCUGCUCGAUCAUUUGAUCAAGCAAUUCAAGCUUAUCAAAAGGCUUCGGAUGCGAUGUUUAAAUCUGAUUCCUUAUUUAUGGCCGCAAAAUCAAUGGAGUCUGCUGCAAACCUAGCAGCUCAACAACUUAAACAACCUGAAAGAGCAAGUGAAAUGUACCGAAAAGCUAGUGACUUAUAUCAAGCUCAUAUGACUCCAGAUCGAGCAGGUGAAAUAACUAUGGAGCCAAUUUCGGUCGAUAGUGCCAUAGAAUUUUAUGUUGCUGCAUGCAACUUAUUUGAAUCGGAAGAUCGUGGAAGGUUUGCAAUCGAUACAUUUAAGAGAACAAUAGCGACUAUGAUCAAAAACAAAAGAUACAUAGAAGCAGUAGAAAUCAUGCAUCGACUCUCAAAGAUAUAUCAAAGCAUUAAUAAUCAAUCAGGGUUGAAUAAAAAUUGUUUAGGCAUUAUCAUAACAUUAUUGGCGGCAGAAGAUGAGGUUGAAGCGAAAAAACAAUUUCAAACAUUUUGCCAACAUGCCUUUGUCCGGUCAGAGGAAUCAGCGAUUUCAAGUUCGCUUUUGGAUGCUUUUGAACAAGGUGAUCAGGAUCUUAUCGACAAAGUUAUGCGUAAUCCAAUCGUUACUUAUCUAGACAAUGAAGUAGCUAAACUUUCUAGAGAACUGCAAGUUCCUGGAUUUUCAAGUCGACCUUAUAUCCCUCAAUCAGUGGGUCCAGAGAAAAAGAAUAUGUAUAAUCAACCGCAAAGUGAUUCUUAUUCUUUGCAAAAUCAGGAGAAAAAAACGAAUCCUUAUUAUUUAAAUGAUAAUAUGGUAAAUGAAGACAAAUCCUUGCAUGAUCACAAAGAUGAAAAGCAAACAUUUGACGGGGAUAAUGAUGAAAAUGUUAUUGUGCCUCCUAAAGAGGAUCCAAUACACCAACCUCCAUCUGCUAUCUCAGCACCCGUACAUUCACAGGAAACAGCCGAAGAGGAAGAUGAUGGUUUAUGUUAA